Molecule: messenger RNA, 4168 nt
Organism: Gigantopelta aegis
Lineage: Eukaryota; Metazoa; Mollusca; Gastropoda; Neomphalida; Peltospiridae
Exons: 2
Coding region: 295-1518 (407 amino acids)
Source: RefSeq, a predicted model, not a curated record
AUGCCUCGACUGGGAUCCGAACCCAGUACCUACCAGCCUGUAGACCGAUGGCCUGCCACGACGCCACCGAGGCCGGUAAACUUUAAAAAAAAAAAAAAAACUAUGGGUAGACAGUUGGUUUUAUUGUGUACCGUACUGUGUAAUACAGACAUUUAACAAUCCAGUUAUGUGCAGAUAGUUGGUUUUAUUGUGUACUGUACCAUGUAAUACAGGCAUUUAACAAACCAACUAUGGGUAGACAGUUGGUUUUAUUGUGUACUGUACUGUGUAAUACAGACAUUUAACAACCCAACUAUGGAUAGACAGUUUUAUUGUGUAGUGUAUUGUGUACUGUACCAUGUAAUACAGACAUUUAACAAACCAACUAUGGUUAGACAGUUUUAUUGUGUAGUGUAUUGUGUACUGUACCGUGUAAUACAGACAUUUAACAAACCAACUAUGGUUAGACAGUUUUAUUGUGUACUGUACCGUGUAAUGCAGACAUUUAACAAACCAACUAUGGUUAGACAGUUUUAUUGUGUACUGUACCGUGUAAUACAGACAUUUAACAAACCAACUAUGGUUAGACAGUUUUAUUGUGUACUGUACCGUGUAAUACAGACAUUUAACAAACCAACUAUGGUUAGACAGUUUUAUUGUGUACUGUACCGUGUAAUACAGACAUUUAACAAACCAACUAUGGUUAGACAGUUUUAUUGUGUAGUGUAUUGUGUACUGUACCGUGUAAUACAGACAUUUAACAAACCAACUAUGGUUAGACAGUUUUAUUGUGUACUGUACCGUGUAAUAGACACAUUUAACAAACCAACUAUGGGUAGACAGUUUUAUUGUGUAGUGUAUUGUGUACUGUACCGUGUAAUACAGACAUUUAACAAACCAACUAUGGUUAGACAGUUUUAUUGUGUACUGUACCGUGUAAUAGACACAUUUAACAAACCAACUAUGGGUAGACAGUUUUAUUGUGUAGUGUAUUGUGUACUGUACCGUGUAAUACAGACAUUUAACAAACCAACUAUGGUUAGACAGUUUUAUUGUGUACUGUACCGUGUAAUAGACACAUUUAACAAACCAACUAUGGGUAGACAGUUUUAUUGUGUAGUGUAUUGUGUACUGUACCGUGUAAUAGACACAUUUAACAAACCAACUAUGGGUAGACAGUUUUAUUGUGUAGUGUAUUGUGUACUGUACCGUGUAAUACAGACAUUUAACAAACCAACUAUGGUUAGACAGUUUUAUUGUGUACUGUACCGUGUAAUGCAGACAUUUAACAAACCAACUAUGGUUAGACAGUUUUAUUGUGUAGUGUAUUGUGUACUGUACCGUGUAAUACAGACAUUUAACAAACCAACUAUGGGUAGACAGUUUUAUUGUGUACUGUACCGUGUAAUAGACACAUUUAACAAACCAACUAUGGUUAGACAGUUUUAUUAUGUACUGUACCGUGUAAUAGACACAUUUAACAAACCAACUAUGGUUAGACAGUUUUAUUGUGUACUGUACCGUGUAAUACACAUUUAACAAACCAACUAUGGACAGAUAUAUACUGACUUACACUCAAAUUAGACAGGCAAAGAACCUGAAAGUCAGUAAUAUUAGGUUAUGGACAAUACCAAACAAAACCAGUGGGAUGAACAACUAUCAGGUGAUCACAUUAAUAUCAAAGAAAUGUUCCCAGUAGUGAUAGCUGUGUAAUACUGGGGCGAACUGUUGAGCAAUAAAUUGGUUCUCUUUUUAUCAGACAAUACCACAGUGGUUGCCAUAAUAAACAAGCAGACAUUACCUAAUUCCAAACAAAACCUGGGUUUUAGAUAUAAAAUCACAAUGUAAAUACACACAACAUGUAAACACACAUACUGUCAGAGACAGGAGAUUUUCUGGCGACUCAGUCUUUACAGGAUUUGUUUCAAAACCUAAUUGCAACUGCACAGGAGCAGAGCGACUAAUAGUAGGAUGUGGUUAUUUUGCAAAUUGGAGGAAAUGAUAUAGACGAUCUUGAAGCUAGACCAGAAUGAAUCACAAAGAACAUAAUUUCGAUAGCCGAGUGGUUGAUUUUCGAUGUUCAGUGCAACAUCUUUGCGUGAUGCAGUUGUUACCGAGCAGCACUUUCCGGUAAAUAGAGCUUGUCAUACCACAAGCACAGAGGGUUAAAAGAAAGUGCAGUAAAUGUCUACAGUCGGGAUGGGGUACAUUUGAACGCUGCUCCACGGUCUCCCCGAAUAUUUCAGGAGUGUAUGGGGAGCAGUCAUUACAUCAUACUGCAAGCUCAGUUCAAGUAACAAGCUAAGGUCAAAUUAGGAGCAACAUUAAAGUGGUAACAUAUGCAUUGUUGACAGGUAACCAUGGAAUGGUUAAGAAUAGUAUAAAGAAAAGAUGUUAUAUAUAUAUAUAUGUGGUUGUUAGCAUUGGUAGUUAAUCAUUUUGAUAUUAAUAUCAGUAGAAUAUAACUGAAAUAGUUAAAAAUGAUGUACAUGUGAGCUUUUGUAAGCUACAUAGUUGUGAUUUCAAAGAGUAGGGAUAUUCAGUAGAUCACAUAGUGCAAGUGAAAUUAAUUUGCUACAAGGGUUGUCGUGAACUACUUACCAUGUGGGGUUGACAUAACAUGGAGUAUAGUAGUUUUGUCAAUUAAAAAACCAGUCUUAUCUUUCAGCUAUCUGGUUUGGAGAGACCAGUCUUGCUUUUUCGGAAACGAGCCAUCGAAGAAAGUCAUCGAGGAAUUGACAAGAGACAGAUAACUAAUUUAAUCCUUUUUUUCAUAGUUUUUAUUGACAAAUUUAUGUGAAAACAAAUGUUGGAAUUAUUAUUAAUCAUGUUUUUGUAUUAAAUUAGGUUGGACGUUUCAUUAAUUUGAAGAUUACGAAGGAUUUGGAGCGAAACCUCGCUCGGAGAGAAAGAAAAAAAAGGCGAUUCUUUUAAUUAAAAAAAUUAGACGUUAAUGAUGUAAUUAAUAAAAAAACAACGAAACAAUUUUAAAUAAUUUUUUAGAUUAAACUUAAAGUUUAAACUUUGAUGAUAGAUUAAUUUGUUAGUUAAUUGUGUAGUAAAAUUAUAAAUAUAUAUUAAAGUAGUAUAUUAAUUUUACGUAAGUAAAGACAAACACAACACCAUUAUGGGAAUGUUUUAAUUAAUUGUAAGUGGAUGUUUAUUUAGAAUUUGGAAAAAACUAAUAAUCAUUUUUUUUUCAGAAAUCAUGCCGAAAGCAAAGUAAAAAAAUCCGUCAAGAAAGCCAAAAGCAAAUCAACGGCCGAGAAAAAGCGUCACGGCGGCAGCAGAGCUUGGUGAGGGGAGCAUGGACAUCACAUCGGAGGCACUGGUGAUGCCGGAUGUACAGGUGCCUUGUCCUGUCGAACCGUCGCCAGGUUGGCGAACCGUGAGAAUAUGCAGAUGAAGGUGAAAAGCCACUGGAGGGGUAACGGCCAAUUAUAAUUCGUUUAGAGGUUUACGUUGUAAGAGUGUGUGGAUUUCAGACUUUUGAGUAUGUAAUAAACUGUGGUAUCUCAGUAUGUGCACCACACAGUAUGCCACUUACUUGUCAUUUUGUUUUAUGUAUGGGGGGAGGGGGGAGGGAGAUGAAGGAGAAAGUUUAUUUGUUUUGGUUUGUGUAAGUGUGAUUGUGGCAACCCCGAACUCCUUUAUUAGGAAAUGUACAGGUUCACCCGUACUUGUGUGUUCUGGUCAAAAAGACUUACAACACCUAAAAGGAAUGCCUUUACCAUUGGUAAAAGUAAUCGUUCUCACACAAACUGCUGAUGUGAAAAUACGAUCAUCAUUAUUUCCAAAUCUGUUGCGCAUUAAAGGAAGGGGUAGGACUUUCCUUUGGCACCGUCACGUAUAAAGAACACUAUAAAUACUUAUCAUAAAUAAGAGUUAUGGUUAUGGACAAAAAUGUGGUACGUUAUAGCUGUAAUAUUUAUUAACUUUUAAAAAUUCAUUCUACUGUAUUUGUAAUAGUUAAUCAUCACAAUAUACUUAAAUACAGCUUAAAGUGCACUUUGUUUUAAAGCUAAUAGAAUAUAUUCCAUUAAAUGGGCUAUUAAAGUCAAUAGAUUAUAUUCCAUUAAAUGGGCUAUUAAAGUCAAUAGAUUAUAUUCCAUUAAAUGGGCUAUUAAAGUCAACCCUGCUUUCUUAGCCACAAACUCACUAUAAGACUGACCCUGUGUUUUUUUCAACU